AUGAUCCCGCUGCCGCAGAACGUGCAGAAUGUUGGUGAUAAUCUCGCGGGUAAUCACCAGCGAGAUGGGCCUCCAUCUACGUCUACAUCUGCGCCUACAUCUUCGUCUGCAUCAGGGUCGAAAGACGACGUUGAAGACAUUUACCCAGCUACAGGCCCGCCAGCUAUGUCCUUGCCGAUGCCGUUGGAUCUUACUUUGCGCAGCUCGUCCCUUGAAUUCAUCGACUACUACGACAAGAACUUGGCUGGACUCAUGGUGUGGUUUGACUCGGAGGAGAACGACUAUCGACGACGUGUACUGCCCUUGGCUACGAGCACCCCCGCCGUCAAGUACGCCGUUGCCGCGAUUGCAGCCCACCACGGUGGAAGAACAUUUUCUCUCGAUAUGCCGCGCUUCCCCGAAGCCGCUAGGGACGCUUGUCUUGGACUGAUUAACCGCCAUAUUCAGAACAUGACGUGUCGAAUGACAGAUGGGUCUGAGCUUAAUACCCGUACCGACAUUGCCGAAGCGGAGUGGAUUCUAGCUUCUAUUCUUAUGAUAUCCUGCUACGAGAUGAGCAACUCACAGGUUGCUGCGGCUGAGGGACAUCGACGGGCAGCGCGGACGCUUGUUAACGUCUUCACAACAAAGGAGGCAAGCAACAGAGGCUUGUUUCGUUUUCUCCGAAACCAACUCUCUAUUUACGAUGUACUGGCAUCUACCACGUCUUUCAAUCUCCAAGAUAUCGAAGAUACCGUUCUCCCGCCACCCGGUACAGAACACGGCCUCUUCUCACAUUAUCUCUCCCUCCUCCAUUUCGUUACACUGCUCUCCCGUCGCGCCGCAUUCAAUAUGGACACCAACUCCUUGAUCUUAGGCAAUUAUCCGGACGCCACUCUCAUCCGGUCGCAGUUCACUCAAGCACGAGGGGCCACGCUGCUAGCCGCAGGCAAACUACGAAUCGAACCAGCAGUUGUACGCCGUGACUUUGUACGCCUCGUCGACAUCUACCACCAUACUGCUGUACUGUACUCCUACCGCUGUCUGGGCUACGCCAACUACGACAAUAUAGAUUGGAAGGCUUCGGUAGAGAAAUUGUUUGAACAGCUAAAAGUUUUAGAAGAUCCUGCCUUGUGUGCUCACAAUUUACCAUGGCCGGCAUUUAUUGCCGGGGCCGAGUCCCAUGAUGAUGUGGCAAAGCAAAAGGUUGUCACACAAUUACUUAGAGACAUAACAAAGACGACUGGAUUCAAGAACCAUGCCGACAUACUUAGCUUUUUGACUGUAUUUUGGGCAGCGUCAAAUGCGGACUGGAGACCGCUGGCUCAACAAUUUCAGGAAAAUGGGUAUCAAAUUCUUCCCGUGUGA
Pochonia chlamydosporia 170 is the source of this 1347-nucleotide messenger RNA. RefSeq names its product Zn(2)-C6 fungal-type DNA-binding domain-containing protein. Gene Ontology annotation, molecular function: transcription cis-regulatory region binding; DNA-binding transcription factor activity. The transcript has a single exon. Bases 1 to 1347 code for a protein of 448 amino acids. Gene Ontology annotation, cellular component: nucleus. Gene Ontology annotation, biological process: positive regulation of transcription by RNA polymerase II. Lineage: Eukaryota; Fungi; Ascomycota; Sordariomycetes; Hypocreales; Clavicipitaceae. The record is from RefSeq and is a predicted model, not a curated record.